Molecule: messenger RNA, 1561 nt
Organism: Papilio machaon (common yellow swallowtail)
Lineage: Eukaryota; Metazoa; Arthropoda; Insecta; Lepidoptera; Papilionidae
Gene: lasp
Product: LIM and SH3 domain protein Lasp
Exons: 8
Coding region: 185-1333 (382 amino acids)
Cellular component (GO): focal adhesion
Molecular function (GO): actin filament binding
Source: RefSeq, a predicted model, not a curated record
GGUCGCCGCCAUUUGUCAUUUUUUGGCAUGCGCAUUGGGGGAUGCUACGAAAAUCGUGCUCCGGAGUGUUUUUAUAAAUUAAAAAGUUUUGUGAAUUUUGUUAGUGUAUUGUGAUAAACUUUAAUUGCUCUGUGAAAUAUUUGUGAAAUUCGCACAAAGUGUUUUUAGUGUUUAUUACUUCAAGAUGAAUAAAACUUGUGCAAGGUGCGAGAAAACAGUAUAUCCUACAGAGGAACUAAAAUGUUUGGAUAAGGUGUGGCAUAAAGGUUGCUUCAAAUGCCAGGAAUGUGGCAUGACACUGAACAUGCGUACCUACAAGGGCUACGGUAAACUUCCAUACUGUGAAGCUCACGUGCCGAAAGCGAAACACACAACAAUGGCGGAGACGCCGGAGCUGAAACGGAUAGCGGAGAACACAAAGUUACAGAGCAACGUUAAGUAUCACGCUGACUUUGAGAAGAGUAAGGGCAAGUUUACACAGGUAGCAGAUGAUCCAGAAACGCUAAGAAUCAAAGCGAACACUAAAAUUAUAAGUAAUGUGGCAUACCAUGGCGACCUGGCCAAGAAGGCGGCCAUGGAGAAGCAGCGGCAGAUCAACGAGAAUGGAGAGCUGGUUGAUGUCGCCACAAACGACAAUUAUCACCAACAAAUCGAUAAUUACGCCACGGAAAUGCUACCACCGAGUCAACCGACGAACCAGCCCCAAAAGAACCACUACCAGCCCCCACCACAACAACCACAACCACCUAGACAAUACCAAGAGCAAUACAGACCGCAGAAACAGGAAGAAUAUUCGUAUCAAUACCAGAAGUACGAUGUAUCAGACCAGUACCAGAAUCAUGGGAAUCAGUACGCGUACGGUCAAUACCAACAGAACUACGGCGCGAAUACACAACCCAAGAUCGGUAGAAUUCAAGAUUACGACCCCUUGAGCGAUGGACCCCGCGCUCCCCCCAAUAUACAGCACGCCUCCGCCACUGUCAUAUACAACAGCACAAGGGAUGGCAAGCAGAGAGCAGGAGGUCAGCAGGUGACGCAGCAACAGAGCCGGCAGAUAGGACGUGUCACCGAUCUAGACCCGCUGGCCGCAGAGCAACCGCGCCCCAACAACAACCACCAUCCCACGAACCAGAGAGUGUACAUCGCGAUGUAUGACUACGAAGCGAAUGAUAGCGACGAAGUAUCGUUCCGCGAGGGCGAUUACAUAUCGAAUGUGACGUCAAUUGACGAGGGUUGGAUGACGGGCGAGGUGUUGCGUACUGGACGUACCGGCAUGCUGCCCGCCAACUAUGUGGAGCUUGCGCCCGCGCCGCCACAUCACUACGCCAACUAGACCACUGACACACUAACGCCAACAUAUCGCCACAGUAUCCAACAUCGCCACAUUACCCAAUAUCGCCACAAUACACAACAUGUUGCAACAUCGCCAAACUAUACCCACAUUUCGUUGCACCCCUUUAUCUUAUGAUCGUAAUCUCGUCUGUUUUAUUAAUAAAUUAAUUAUUUUUAUUUUUACACAUUCCUUCAUCAUACAACAUACUUGCUUGGCCAUUAGUUUGUC